AACGCGUGCUUCAUUCUCCAGCUGAACUGGAAACAGCUCCACAAGCUCAGCUUGCAACUCUGAUGAUGGGAAGAAAUUUUUGGAGCUGUUUGAGUGAGAGGGCUGGAGCAUUUUGAGAUGUCUUAAUCCCAUAACAAAGACUGUAUCAAAGGGACUGAGCAUUAGGAAGCAUUUCAACAGGUGUCUUUGCAAAAGGAUUCUGAUUCUUCCCUCCCUCUUCCCUCCCCCUAGAAAAGCAUGUUUGGAAUAGCUGCAAAUUCAGUAUCCACCAAGUCUCCAGCGUGGACUCCAGUCAUCCUUAACUAAUAACCCCAUUGCUUUAACGAAGUCCUCGCACUUGACUGUCUUCUUGGACUUGGACAAAAAUAUUACCUCCCUUCAUCUCCUUCCUUGGAAAUGGAGUAGACUGCCUGGAGGAUUGAGAACCCUUGAACUCUAUGGGAAUUUUAUGAAAGAAAAAAUGCUACAAUUCUGCAGGUAUCUUUCGUGAGUUAUCCGGAAGCUCUGAGAACCUGAGGAGAGUGGCUGUGUGCAGGAGGACUCAAACUAGCAGUGGCUCAAGAUAGCAUUCAUCACCACAGCAGAGUUGCUGCUCCCUCUCUGAUAGCAGGAGGCUGCAGCUAGAUAAAGAGAAACAUUAAGGAGUUGCUCUGAUCUCAAGACUCCAGUUUACCUGCAAACAAUACAACACUCCAAUAUACUGAAGCAAGAAUCGGGGUCAGGCUCUGUCAUGGAAGGUGACACUUUUCUCCCCUCCAACAGCAGCUCACCAUACUCCAAGAAUGACAGCAGAAAUCGUAUCUUCAGGGAGAAGUAUACUUUUUCGUCUUACUAUCAGCACUCCUCCCCCAUAGCUGCCAUGUUCAUCCUGGCCUACAUCUUCAUCUUCCUGAUGUGCAUGAUUGGCAAUAUGCUGGUAGGCGUCAUCGUGCUGAAGAAUCGGCAGAUGCGGACCGUUACCAACAUGUUCAUUCUCAACCUGGCCAUCAGUGAUCUGCUGGUGGGCAUUUUCUGUAUGCCAACCACCCUAGUGGAUAACCUGAUCACAGGUUGGCCAUUUGACAACGCCAUGUGUAAAAUGAGUGGAUUGGUGCAGGGGAUGUCGGUCUCAUCUUCAGUUUUCACUCUGGUGGCCAUUGCAGUGGAAAGGUUUCGUUGCAUUGUUUAUCCCUUCAGACAGAAACUAACUCUGAGGAAAGCCCUAAUCAGCAUAGUUAUCAUUUGGGUCUUGGCCUUGAUAAUCAUGUGCCCCUCCGCAGUCACCUUGACAGUCAUCAGGGAUGAAUAUCAUUUCAUGGUGGAUGCAUACAACAAUUCCUAUCCGCUCUACUCCUGUUGGGAGGCAUGGCCUGACAAGGGAAUGCGAAAGAUCUACACAACCGUACUCUUUUCUCACAUUUAUGUGGCUCCUCUUACCUUAAUUGUGAUCAUGUACGCACGUAUCGCUUUCAAACUUUUCAAGUCCUCUGCACCCAUAGGAGGCUCCCAGUCAGAGGAGAAUGAGGGUAGGAGGGUCUCCAAGAGGAAAGUCAAGGUUAUCAACAUGUUAAUCAUAGUGGCAUUGUUCUUCACUCUCUCCUGGUUGCCCCUGUGGACUUUAAUGCUUCUGACAGAUUAUGGAAACCUAACUGAGUACCAGCUCAACGUGAUCACAGUUUAUAUUUUUCCAUUUGCCCAUUGGCUGGCAUUCUUCAACAGCAGCAUCAACCCAAUCAUCUAUGGGUAUUUCAAUGAGAACUUCCGAAGAGGGUUUCAGGAGGCUUUCAAGGUCCAGCUCUGCUACGUGGAGAACAAGCACAAGGAUACUUAUUCAGGGAGGAACAAUAUUGGAUUCCUUUUUGGAGCACGAAACCACAUUUUUGUUGAAGCGCACCCUAGUGAUUCAGUGCAACCCUCCCAGUCCGGACAAAGUAACCUCUCGAGAAUUGGGUUAUUUCCACUGAGGAAUGGACGUAUUGCUCACCAUGGGCUGAUGGUGGAGGACUUGGACAAUACAGGUUGUUCUCACAACAGUGUCAGUGUCCCAGCUUGGGAUGUCUAAGACUACUGCAUAUCGGGCCCCUAUAGUUGAUGGACUUUUUAGUGGACAACCUUGAAGAUCUGUGAACCAUAACAUUUGAAACUCUCUGAGGAGUAAAUUAUUUACAUUGAUGGACAUCUAGACUAAAAGUUAUUCAAUUAUAAGGACUAAAUCGCUAAAGGUUUAGAUGUUAUACAUGGUACUACAGUUACAAAGCAAAAGAGAAGGCUUUAUGUUCAAGUUUCCAGAUCUAUUAUUGUCUCCUAGACUUUCAUGUGAAUUAAGGAAUGGUUUAUGGAGGGAUUUUUAGGAUCCAGGCAUAGCAGUUAUUCAAUGGCAUAGCAGAUGGUGGUGGUAAUGCAGUGCACAGCUGACUGUUACUUGUUGGCUACCUUAUGGAAUGGACUCAAGCUGGCUGGGCUACUUGAAAGAAAGAUCGAAGACUUGGUAUUGGGAGAAAGAUAAAAGUUCAGACAGGAAUGGGAGGGAUGAAUAGGCAGUAUAUAACAAUGAAUCUCUGAACUGGAAAUAACAGAUAAUUAUUGGGAAAAAUCACAUACACCACAUGGGAGCUAAGUCUAGACCCUUGAUCGUUCAGCUCAAAAAACAAACCAACCAACCUGGCUUUUACACUGGAGCUAAGAGACCCUUCGGGUACAUCUACACUACGGGAUUAUUCUGAUUUUACAUAAACCGGUUUUGUAAAACAGAUUGUAUAAAGUCGAGUGCACGCGGCCACAUUAAGCACAUUAAUUAUGCGGUGUGCGUACCGAGGCUAGUGUCCAUUUCCUGAGAGUUGCACUGUGGGUAGCUAUCCCAUAGUUCCCGCAGUCUCCCCCACCCAUUGGAAUUCUGGGUUGAGAUCCCAGUGCCUGAUGGGCAAAAAACAUUGUCGCGGGUGGUUCUUGGUACAGCCUCACCCCUCCCUCUGUGAAAGCAGCAGACAACCUUUUCACGCCUUUUUUCCUGGGUGAACUGUGCAAACGCCAUAGCACAGCAAGCAUGGACCCUGCUCAGCUCAAGACAGCAAUCAUGGACGUUGUAAACACCUCGCGCAUUCUUGUGCAGUCUAUGCUGAACCGGAACCUGCAAAACCAGAUGAGGAGGAGGCGGCUACAGCAGCGCGGUGACGAGAGGAAUGAGGACAUGGACACAGAAUUCUCUCAAACCGCGGGCCCCUGCGCUUUGGAGAUCCUGAUGGUAAUGGGGCAGGUUGUAGACAUUGAACGCCGAUUUUGUGCCUGGGAAACAAGCACAGACUGGUGGCACCACAUAGUGUUGCAGGUAGGGGACGAUUCCCAAUGGCUGUGAAACUAUCACAUGCGCAAGGGCACUUUCAUGGAACUUUGUGACUUGCUUUCCCCUCCCCUGAAACGCCAUAAUACCAAGAUGAGAGCAGCCCUCACAG
Gopherus flavomarginatus (Mexican gopher tortoise) is the source of this 3428-nucleotide messenger RNA. It is a transcript of the gene NPFFR1, whose product is annotated as neuropeptide FF receptor 1. Lineage: Eukaryota; Metazoa; Chordata; Testudines; Testudinidae. The transcript is spliced from 4 exons. Gene Ontology annotation, cellular component: membrane. Gene Ontology annotation, molecular function: peptide binding; neuropeptide receptor activity. The record is from RefSeq and is a predicted model, not a curated record. Bases 731 to 2041 code for a protein of 436 amino acids. Gene Ontology annotation, biological process: G protein-coupled receptor signaling pathway.